Messenger RNA from Sodiomyces alkalinus F11, 1363 nucleotides. Its product is annotated as WD40 repeat-like protein. Gene Ontology annotation, biological process: positive regulation of TOR signaling; COPII-coated vesicle budding; protein import into nucleus. Gene Ontology annotation, cellular component: nuclear pore outer ring; COPII vesicle coat. Gene Ontology annotation, molecular function: structural molecule activity; protein binding. Bases 201 to 1118 code for a protein of 305 amino acids. The transcript is spliced from 4 exons. NCBI's taxonomy places the organism in Eukaryota, Fungi, Ascomycota, Sordariomycetes, Glomerellales, Plectosphaerellaceae. The record is from RefSeq and is a predicted model, not a curated record.
CCGGCAGGAAUAACGACUUCCAUUAUUCGAAUCAUCCACCACUUUUUCACCAUCUUCUUAUUCUCAUCUCAGAUUCCCCUUCAGCAGACUACGGUAGUAGGCGCUACUACUCGGCAACAUCAAAUUCGCUGCUCUUUUUGGUCUUUCGAGGAACAAUUGGACUCUAGAGAGUCUGCCUCCCGCCCCUCCAGAGCGCAACCAUGGCAGCUGCCCAGGUCAUAUCAAAUUCCGGUCACGAUGACAUGAUUCACGAUGCUGUCCUCGAUUACUACGGCCGACGCCUCGCGACAUGCUCAAGCGACCGCACCAUCAAGAUCUUCGAGGUUGAAGGCGACUCGCAACGCCUCCUAGAGACACUAAAAGGACACGAGGGCGCGGUGUGGUGCGUUUCAUGGGCGCACCCCAAGUACGGCAACAUCCUGGCCUCGGCGGGCUACGACGGCAAGGUGCUCAUCUGGCGGGAGCAGAACGGGUGGCAGAAGAUCUUCGACUUUGCGCUGCACAAGGCGUCCGUCAACAUCGUCUCAUGGGCGCCGCACGAGGCCGGCUGCCUGCUCGCCUGCGCCUCCUCGGACGGCAACGUCAGCGUGCUCGAGUUCCGCGACUCCAACUACGACCACACCAUCUUCCCCGCCCACGGCCUCGGCGUCAACUCGGUCUCGUGGGCGCCCGCCCCGGCCCCCGGCAGCAUCGUCUCCGGGGGCGCGCCUCCCCCCCCCGCCGCCGGAGCCUCGCCCCGCCGCUUCGUCACGGGCGGGUGCGACAACCUCGUCAAGAUUUGGGCCUUCGAUCCCGCCUCGCAGUCGUACAAGCUCGAGGGCGAGCCGCUCACCGGCCACACCGAUUGGGUGCGCGACGUGUCGUGGUCGCCCACCGUGCUGCAAAAGUCGUACAUCGCGUCAGCGUCCCAGGACAAGACGGUCCGCAUCUGGACGUCGGAUUCCUCUUCGCAGGGUCAGUGGAACUGCAAGGUGCUGAACUUUGACACCUCUGUCUGGCGUGUGAGCUGGUCUCUCAGCGGAAACGUCCUCGCCGUCAGCGGCGAGGACAAUAAGGUCACUCUGUGGAAGGAAAAUCUCAGGGGGGAGUGGCAAUGCGUGAAGACUCUUGAGGAGUAAACGAGGAGGCGAAACGGGGUGAAUCGGGAAAUAUCUUCGGUAGAAAAGGGAGGAAGUGCACAUUACAUGAGCAGGGCGUUUUUGGCAGCAGUCUAGGCUUGUUGUUAUUAUCCCGGGUAAUGACAGACGUGGCUCAGGUUCUAAAAGCGGAAGAAGAAAUCAUGGCAUUGGCUGCCUUUGCUUUUUCCACAAUCUCGGAAUGCCCAAGUCUCACGAGAUCACGCCAAUAUUCAACUUGAACCCUU